Ceraceosorus guamensis is the source of this 1812-nucleotide messenger RNA. RefSeq names its product nucleic acid-binding protein. The coding region runs from base 246 to 1565 and encodes 439 amino acids. The record is from RefSeq and is a predicted model, not a curated record. Gene Ontology annotation, molecular function: tRNA binding. Gene Ontology annotation, cellular component: methionyl glutamyl tRNA synthetase complex. NCBI's taxonomy places the organism in Eukaryota, Fungi, Basidiomycota, Exobasidiomycetes, Ceraceosorales, Ceraceosoraceae. The transcript has 4 exons.
CAUUUCUCCUCCUUCUCGCUCACUUUGUGCUGGAUCCUUGCAUUUUGGAUCCAAGUCGCACGCUCAGCUUCCGCUCACUUCCAGUCGAGUAGCAAGCCAUCUACGACUUCGAUCUCUCGUGAUCCGAACGCAGCUCGACGCUCUCUGCCACAGGAAGUGAAUCCGUGGAAGGACUGGAACCACCUUCGAUCGUAAGCUCUGUUCACUUGGCCUCGCGAUCUCAUCCAAUAUACGACUCUUGGAGCAUGUCUGUAGUCGCUGCAGCUACCACAUCGGCAGCUCUAGCUCGCCAGUCUACGCUACGAUUGUUCGCAGCUCAAUAUGCUGCCUACUUGAGCGGGGAAUCGGUCUCCCUUCUGACUGCGGACACGACCAUCCCACUGCCCGCUCUCGCGAAGGAGGUCGCUGAAAAGUCUUCGAAGGGUGAAGAAGUGCUUGGGGCUAAGGAUGCCGCGAAGGAAAGCCUAGAUUGGCUACAGCGCGCAGAGGCGGGCGAUGAAAAGGUGACAGACUUCCAAUCGCUUGAUGCACAUCUCACCAGCAGGACAUACCUGACGCCCGCUAUCAAGCCCACCGCCGCCGAUCUAGCUGUGCUGUCGUUUGUACACCCUCAUCUGAGCGACGGCAGCUCCUCUGCUGCCAUUCACCACGCCUAUCCGGCCCUAACUCGCUGGGCGUCUCAAGUCUCUCACCUGGCCGGUGGACAGAUUCUACCUCCAUUCGAGCCUCACUUUGAUGGCUUGCCAAAGAUUCAGAGAGUGGACUUGGCAGCUGAAAAAGCCAAGGCUAAAGCGGCAGAGAAGGAGGCCAAGAAGGCAGCUGCUGCUGCCACUGCAAGCUCCAGCGCAGCAGCUCCAGCGGGGCCAGGGGCAAAGGACGGAGGAGCCUCUGCUCCAGCAUCUGGCGCAGCCGCACCACCUGGUGAUGGAUCAGGCAAGAAGGAGAAGCCACCAAAGGAGAAGAAGGAAAAGGCCCCAAAGCCAGCAAAAGCCGCACCCGCACCAGCCGGUUCACCUCAGCCUUCCCAGAUCGACCUUCGCGUAGGCAAGAUCGUCUCCAUCGAGAAGCACCCCGAUGCCGAUUCCCUCUACCUCGAAAAGGUCGACUUUGGAGAGGCAGAGGGUCCUAGACAGGUGCUGAGCGGUCUUGUCAAAUUCGUGCCCAUCGAAGAGAUGCAAGGUCGUUGGGUCGUCGGAAUUUGCAACCUGAAGCCCCAAGCUAUGAGGGGCAUCAAAAGCUACGCUAUGCUACUCUGCGCCAGCAGUAAGAGCGUCGAGGGAGAGGAAAAGGGAGUGGAGCCUGUUGCGCCUCCUGAAGGAAGCUCGCCUGGAGACCGCGUGUGGGUGGAGGGCUACGAAGGAAGGGAUCCGGACGAGCAGCUGAACCCCAAAAAGAAGGUGUUCGAAGCAAUCCAGCCCGACUACACUACGCUUCAAGACAGAUCAGCUGCAUGGGUCGGCGUGGGACCUGCAGACAGCGAGGACAAGGAAUCCAGACCCAGAAUCCUGCGGACAGCCAAGGGUAUCGUCAAGGCACCCAAUUUCAUUGAAGCCACUCUGUCAUGAGGGUUUCAUGUCACGAUGGCUCCGCCGAGACGAUGCUCGAAUCAGGACGGGAGAGCUGCAUGAGCAUGACUGUAGGUAUCAAAUCUGCACGAUGUCCACAAACCCAGCAUUCUCAAAAAUGUGCCAGGAAAGGCGGGAGUCUGCGUCAGGGGGCAAAGCGGAGCGGCACAUCAAAACGAAGAGGGGAGAGAUUGUUCAUCCACUGUGGCGAUUUGGCCUUCGUAAGCCAUCAAUUCUUCUUGCCCUU